Molecule: messenger RNA, 4477 nt
Organism: Colossoma macropomum (tambaqui)
Lineage: Eukaryota; Metazoa; Chordata; Actinopteri; Characiformes; Serrasalmidae
Gene: wdr33
Product: WD repeat domain 33
Cellular component (GO): mRNA cleavage and polyadenylation specificity factor complex
Molecular function (GO): protein binding
Source: RefSeq, a predicted model, not a curated record
UGAAAGCAGCGGGUCGAAGCGGAGCCUCAAGAUGGAGAUGGAGGCCGCGGGCUGACAAUCUGGAGACGGUUUUAAUGUUGCUGUAUUUUCCCAAAAGAGAGUACAAAAUCGUCUCCGCGAGGGAAGAGACGUGCGUUUAAACGUAGCUAAUAUAGACUCAGUCAGCACUGGAUAUUUUUUGGGGUGUAGCUGACUGGUCACCAUGGCGACAGAAAUCGGCUCUCCACCCCGGUUUUUCCACAUGCCUCGGUUCCAGCACCAGGCGCCGCGGCAGCUGUUCUACAAGCGGCCGGACUUCGCUCAGCAGCAGGCCAUGCAGCAGCUCACCUUCGAUGGCAAGCGCAUGAGGAAGGCAGUCAACCGCAAAACUAUCGACUACAACCCCUCAGUCAUCAGAUACCUAGAGAAUCGUCUCUGGCAGCGUGAUCACAGAGAUCUCCGUGCUAUUCAGCCAGAUGCAGGUUGCUUCAAUGAUCUGGUCCCCCCUGUUGGUAUGCUCAAUAACCCCAUGAAUGCAGUCACCACAAAGUUUGUCAGAACAUCCACCAAUAAAGUGAAGUGCCCUGUAUUUGUUGUGCGGUGGACCCCUGAAGGCAGGCGGCUCGUAACAGGUGCCUCCAGUGGGGAAUUUACAUUGUGGAACGGCCUUACCUUCAACUUUGAGACCAUUUUGCAGGCUCACGACAGUCCUGUCAGGGCAAUGACCUGGUCUCAUAACGACAUGUGGAUGUUGACUGCUGACCACGGAGGCUACGUGAAGUAUUGGCAGUCCAACAUGAACAACGUCAAGAUGUUCCAGGCUCACAAGGAGGCGAUUAGAGAGGCCAGUUUCUCUCCUACGGAUAAUAAAUUUGCCACUUGCUCUGAUGACGGAACUGUACGCAUCUGGGACUUUCUGCGCUGCCACGAGGAAAGAAUCCUGAGAGGCCACGGAGCAGAUGUGAAGUGUGUUGACUGGCACCCCACCAAGGGCUUGGUGGUGUCUGGCAGCAAAGACAGCCAGCAGCCCAUCAAGUUCUGGGACCCAAAGACUGGCCAGAGUCUAGCAACAUUACAUGCCCAUAAGAACACCGUAAUGGAGGUGAAGUGGAACCUCAACGGCAACUGGUUGCUGACGGCGUCGCGUGACCACUUAUGCAAAUUGUUUGACAUCCGAAACCUUAAGGAAGAGCUGCAGGUUUUCAGAGGCCAUAAAAAGGAAGCUACAGCUGUCGCCUGGCACCCUGUCCACGAAGGCCUUUUCGCCAGCGGAGGCUCCGAUGGAUCACUGCUGUUCUGGCAUGCAGGGGUGGAGAAGGAGGUUGGUGGUAUGGAGAUGGCACAUGAGGGCAUGAUCUGGAGUUUAGCUUGGCACCCUCUUGGCCACAUCUUGUGCUCAGGGUCCAAUGAUCACACCAGCAAAUUUUGGACCAGGAACCGACCAGGAGACAAGAUGCGUGACAGAUACAACCUGAAUCUGCUGCCAGGAAUGUCAGAGGAUGGUGUCGAGUAUGAUGAUGUGGAGCCCAACAGUCUUGCAGCCAUUCCUGGCAUGGGGAUCCCGGAACAGCUGAAAGCAGCCAUGGAGCAGGAACAAACGAAUAAAGAGGCUGCACCAGAGGCAGAGAUGAGCAUCCCAGGGCUUGACUGGGGAAUGGAUGAGGUCAUGCAAAAAGACCAGAAGAAACCUCCAACGAAGAAAGUUCCCUAUGCAAAACCUAUUCCUGCACAGUUUCAACAGGCGUGGGCAGAGAACAAGGUACCAGCUAUAGCUCCUGGUGAGAUACCCAAAGAGAGGAAGGAUGAGAAGGUGGACGGCAAGAAGAAGACUCAGGCUGAAAUAGAGCAAGAGAUGGCUGCGCUGCAGUAUACGAACCCCAUGCUGCUGGAGCAACUAAAGAUUGAGCGAAUGGCGCAGCUCCAAGAGCAGGGCAUUCCGCCUCCUGCAAGCCAGCCAGGAGCCAUGCCCCCAUUCCCUGGCCAGGGUGGUCCUAUGCCACCCCCUCCACAAGGCUUCCCUCAGUCCGUGCCACCUGAGCAGAUGCCUCCCCACAACAUGCCUCCGAUGGGUCCGGGUGGAAUGCCUGGUCCCUUCAUUCCUCCAGGCCAGAUGGGUCCUCCAGGGCCUCCACCUCAUCAAGGUCCUCCACAGGGCAUGAUGGGCCCCCAUGACUUACACGGACCCCCACGUCAUCCAGGACCUCACAGAAACAUGGGUCCCCAAGCCCCUCAUGGUAUGCCACCAGGACCGAGGGGUAUGCAGGGACCUCCUCCAGGUGGGAUGCCCCAAGGGCCCGGGGGUCCUGCAGGUGGCAUGAUGGGACCACCACCACGGGGCCAAGGACCACCGCAGGGAGGCAUGAUGCAUCAGGACAUGCGGGGGCCUGCACCCCAUGGUAAUAUGAUGGGCCCUCAGGCGCCCAUGCAAGGAGGCAUGAUGGGACCUCCACCCAGAACUCAUGGCAAUAUGCCCGGCAUGGGGAACAUGCAUGGAAUGGGACCUCCUCCUGGAGGAAUGCAUGGGCCCCCAAACAAUAUGCAAGGGCCCCCGGGUAACAUGCAAGGUCCUCCGGGCAACAUGCAGGGUCCUCCUCCAUAUAUGCAGCAGGGCAAGCCGCCGCACAUGGCUGAUGGAAACAGAGGACAAUUCAAUCAGGGACAGAAUUCCGGCCCUCAGUCGAUGAUGCAUGGAAUGGGCCAACAAGGUCCUGGAGGCAAAGAUGGGCCUCGAGGACCACCGAACCACCACAUGGGACCUCCUCCUGACCGACAGGGCCCUGGGGGCCCAGGCGGACAGGGCCAAGGCUCGGACGGAGGCAGCCAGUAUUGGGGUGAGGAGGGUGGCUUCCAGGAGAACUGGAGGAGAGGGCCUGGUGGGCCAGGACAGGACUACCAUGGGGACCCCAGGGGCCACCGUGGAGGCUCAGGAGGACAGUGGGAAAACCAGGAACGGUUCUCUUCACAUGAUGGGGAAUACGGUGGACACGACAGAUAUGAUGGGUAUGAGGGUCCAGGGGAGGAGUUUGACCAGAGGCAGAGGCGGCCACCAGAUGACUCUUACAGGAGAGGAGGUCCAAGCGGUCGCGGAGGUAGAGGAGGCUACCAAGAGGAGUAUGGAGGAGAUGAAAGCUUUGAUUCUCAGGAUGAGAUGGGCCAAGGCUGGGGAAACGGAGGAGGAGGAGGACGAGGGAGGCGUGGAGGACCACCACGAGGAGGUCAUGACGGCCAUUGGGACAGCCAGCGAGGUGACCACUCCAUGCAUGACGGUCAGUCUCCAGCCAGCAGGGAGCGCUCCUCUUCUUUGCAGGGGAUGGAUAUGGCCUCACUGCCUCCUCGCAAACGGCCCUGGCAUGACGGGCCAGGCACUGGAGACAUGGACUCACCCGGCGGUGGACCUGAUGACCGAGGAGCAGGUCGGCCACCACGAGAGGAUGGUGGUUAUGGCCCUCCAUCGAGGGGGGGUAGAGGUGGGUGGGGUCGUGGUGGGCCCCCUAACGCAGGAGGUCCAGGUGGCAACCCAGGUCCAAACACAAGGCGCGGGGGGGCUCGCGGUGCACUGAGAGGGGGCCGGGGUCGGUAGGAGAAGUUACACGUUCCCCCCGCCUUCCAAGGACUAUAGGGGAUACUGUGGGUUACAACGAGGACGGAGACCAAAAGAGCCACAUGCAGCCACUCUAGCAGCUCUGGCUUUUCAGUGGGUUUACGUGAACGUCUCGGCACCAUGUGGAACUCCUUUACGGCAGUUUGGAUCCUCCUUGUCCAAUUUGUCCAGAGGCUGUUGUGACUCAGCCUCUUUGUGCCGAUUGGUUGCGCAGACGGUAAUGGGAACAUUUCAUUGGUUGAGGCCCGUAAGCUAAGGCUUCUUUCAGCAGUUCUCGCACAAGCUGACUGGAUGAAUUUGAUCUUGGACACUUUAUGUGCAUCACUGAUUGACCUGUUGCGCAUGGAUUGUAUUCCUUUUGGGGCCGUCAAAUAGUCUCUCCCCAAAAUAUCCCUCCAGUGCACCAUACAGCCAGACUCCAAGCUAAUGCAGCCAUGUUUUGCUCUGCUACCCAUCUCCCAUCUAAGCUUUAAGGAGCACUCUGACAGUGUGCACUGCUGAAGCCCUCACCUUUAAAACUCCCAUUUUCCAAACCAGUGACUGAAAUAAAUGAAAACUGGACUUUUAAAACAUUUAGUUCUCCACAUGCUGAGCUCCUCUUGUUUAAUUUCAUUUUAUGUAAAAUAAUGAAAAUAAUUCUGUAACAUUUACGGGGCAUCUCCUGCGUCACGAGGCUGCCUACUUUGUGUACAUUUUGUCAAAAGAUUCAUUGUUUUGUCUGUUUUUGUAUGAGACUACAAUAGAAGUUGUGCAAGAUUUAUAACAAAGCAUCAGUUUUGUCAUUUCUUUGGUUUCAAACAGUUCACCCCAAAUCUGUUUUACAGUCUGAAGAAGAGUUUACAUUACAAUAUUGGGAACAUUUGAGUUGAGAAGUUGAUCCUUUAGUUGCUGCUAUUA